Messenger RNA from Ichthyophthirius multifiliis, 3830 nucleotides. RefSeq lists its product as hypothetical. Lineage: Eukaryota; Ciliophora; Oligohymenophorea; Hymenostomatida. The transcript is spliced from 6 exons. The record is from RefSeq and is a predicted model, not a curated record. The annotation marks the transcript as partial.
GUGCAAAUGAUGAAGAUUUCUUACAUAAUUGCGAAAAGUUAUAGAAUAUUCUUUAAGAUAUUAAACUUUCAACAUAAUUUAAUGCAGUGGAACUUGCUAUUCCUUCUGCUAGAGAAAUUCUACUUUUUAUUAUCUAACUUAGUUAAACAUUACCAUAUUAUAUACCAAAAUAAUAACCUAUAAUAUUUUCUUGUGUAUUAGGAGAAGAGAUUGCUAAAAUUAUAGAAAUUAAUAAUCCUACUUUAAAACCUAUUAGUUAUUGGGUUAGUUUAGAAGGAAGUGAAGAUUUUAAAUUAGAUUCAGAAGAUAAUUUUAGAAUAGAAAGUAAAGGUACUUUUAAAUAUAGAGUUAAAUUUUAUUCAAGAGUUUCUAAUGUAUAAACUGCUCGUAUUGCUUUUACGAAUAAAAAAGAAAGUACUUCUAUUGCUUCUGCUAUUGUUUUUGAUUUAAAAAGUUAAAUUACAGGAAGAAUUAGUGAAUAAAUUUGGAAUGUAGAUACUCCUUUAUAUGAAUGUAAGGAAUUUUCUAUACAAAUUCAUAAUAAAUUCUAAAAUUGUGAAUAUGGUGAUUUUCAAAUAUAAAUAAUUCAUGAAUACGAAUUAAAAAAAUCUGACGAACAAAAAGUCGAAGAUAUUAAAGAAACAAAAAAAAAACCGUUUUCAAUAAUACAAAAUCAAAAGAAAAAAAAAGAAGAAGAACCCCCUAUAGAAGUAGAAAAAGUAAACUUCCCUUAAUUUUUUUGCCGUGUUGAGAGAAUAAAACUUAAACGAAAUGCCCGUUUUAAUCUCUAAAUGGCCUUCAUACCGUUAAUAUUUGAAACUUAGAAAUGCUAUAUAGUAUUCAAUGACCCUAAAGUGGGUGAAUUCUAACAUGAAAUCCGCGGGAAAGUAGAAAUGCCUGAAGAAGUGAUAGAGAUUCCCGAAAAGCCAAUUCAAAUUUACGUAGAUACUCCUAAAAUAUGGAAUUUAAAUCUUACGUUUAAAAAUAAUGGAUUUAAAAAUGCUAAAAAAUCUCUAGAAUAAUGGCUUGUUGAAAAAAAUAAUUCUAAGUUUUCCAAAAAUUAAUUACUUUCAUAAAAAACUAAAAAAUUUUAGUCAAUAAUAACGGAGUAAAUAAAAAAGUACGUCAAUACAAUAAGUUCCGAUAAAUAACAAUCUAAUGAUGUAUAAUCUUCCUGUCAAAAUCAUUCCUUAAAUUCCAAAUAACCGCCUUCCACAUCUACUUAAGGUUAAAUAGAAUUAGAAACUAAUGUACUCCCCUUCAACUUUUAAUUUAAGAAUCCAUUCAAAGACUACAUAGCAUAUAUUACUAUCAAAAACAUUCAAAAAACCGACGUUAGGAAGUUCAAAUUAGUAACGACAGCCCUCCCUAAACCUGUUAAAGCUCUACUUGAAAUGACUGCGCCUGCAAGAGAAUGUAUAAUGUAGGAAAUUCCCAUAAUAAACAACACAGAGAAAGACUGGUAAAUGAAAAUCCAAUUAACCUAUAAUAUACAAGAUACUCCUUUCAAAUAUUUCUUUGUAAAUUUUCCGCCAAAAAAUACGCACUAAGAUAGACCUAAUUCCUUCCGAGAAUUUGUUAUUAAAAAAAAAACCACUGGGAAUAUUCCAAUUUGUUUUUUCCCAGAAUGGAUUUGUACCUCCGAAGCUAAACUCAUAAUCUAAAAUCCACUUACAUGUGAUUAGUUCGAAUACGAUUUAAAAGGAAUAGCUGAAGAACCACUUGCUAUAGACCAUUUUGUUGUCACUUCUUUAGCCCGAUAGACUGUUUAGAAAGAAAUAGUUAUAGAUAAUUCAAAUAAUGAAUAAGCUAUUACCUAUAAUGUUACUACGGAUUUAAUUGGCGCCGUUGGGGAGCCUUAGAUUAGUGUUUAAGGGAAAAGAAAGGCCAUUUAUUUGUUAAAAAUACACCCUGUGAUGAGUGGUUAAUAUACCGGAUCAGUUACUUUUACAAAACCGGAUGGUACAUAUAUUUGGUGGACAGUACUUUUAAAUACUCAGAGUCCGAAUGCUGAUAAGGUUAUUGAUUUAGUCACUUGCUUGAGAAAACCAGUCGCUUUUGACAUUGAUUUAUAUAAUCCUGCAGAUGAGAUUGCUAAUUUUGAAGUUUUAAUGGAAGGUGAUGGGCUUUAGGGAGAAUUGUAUUUUUCUAUAAAACCUAAUUAAAAGUAUAAAUAUGAAUUGUUCUUUAUGCCGUUGAAAGUUUAGAAAUAAAAAGGGUCAGUGGCUUUUGUAAGCAAAAAAUUAGGUGAAAUUUGGUAUGAAUUAAAUUUAAUUGCAGAAGAUUCAGAUAUUAUUAGGUUGCCGGUACUUAAGGCGGAAUUGGGAAAAACUGAAUAACAUGAAAUUACUUUGGAAAAUCCUUCAAACGAAGAUGUUCCGAUUUAAGUGAAAAUCUCUAAUCCUUCUAAUUAUGAAGUGUAUCCCGAAAAUAUUGUAAUUCCGGCUUAUGAUUAAUGUUAAGUGAAUAUUAUUUAUAGACCAAAUAUGUUAGAUAAGCCAUAGACUUGUGAAAUUACUUUCAAUACAGCUACUAUUGGGAAAUGGGUUUAUUCUUUACAUGGAUAAGGACUUCCUCCUACUAAUUUUGAAUGUACUAAUAUUAUUUCUGGUUUAAAUAAAGAUUAUUCCAGUUUCUUGAAUUUUAAAAAUCCAUUUAAAGAUACUAUAUAAGUAAGAAUAUUUUUAGAUACAAGAGACAAAAAAGUGCUAGAAGUGUUAAAAUUAGUAAAAAAAGGUAAAGAAGCAUAUAUAACUAUACCUUCAUAAACUAUAUAUUAAAUCCCGUUCACUUUCCAGCCUAAAGAAAUUCGAUGUUAUGAAUGCGAUGUGGUAGUUUCGAUGAACGAAAAAAUUAAAUGGCGAUUUCCCAUUCGAGCAGUAACAGAAUCUUUCAGUACUGGAAUUUUAGAGACUUUCAAAACAAAAGCACGAGUGUAAAUAAAUUAAGAAUUCUCAGUUCAUCUGCCCGGUUUGAAUAAUUUAUAGGAUAAUAAUGAAACUUUCAAAUACGAAUUAUAGAAUAUACCUGAAGAAAUGAAAAAAAUAAUAGAUAAAUCUUUAAGGAUAACAAUGACUAAAGAUACACUCUAAUCUUUAGAUGAGUAUUUGUAAUUUUCCGUAGCCUUCAAACCAAUGAAACCUUUUAAAUGUUUAGUCGAUUUUAUUAUUAAAAGAUUGUCUGGAGGCUUUUGGAAGUUUAAAAUACAUCUCGAAGCCAGUCCUCCAAACGAAGACGAUGUAAUAAUAUUAAGUGCAGUAGUAGGAAAAUUAGAUUAAGCAUCAUUUAAACUUACAAAUAGGUUUAAAACUUUUGCCACUUUUAAAGCUUUCUUUACUGAAGAUUCUGAUUUUGAAUUCACUGUUUCACCUAUGAGUGGUCUUUUGGAACCUUAUGGGAAAGGAGGAACUCAUUUUUUGAUUAAAUUUAGUCCUUUGGAAUAUGGAAAAGUUAGAUAAGGUAAACUAAUUAUUGAAACUGAUGAGAUGUAUUGGUCAUACAUACUUAAAGGAGUUUUACCGACAUAUAAACCACCUAUUAUUUCAGAAAGCAAUAUUAAUUUUGUUAAUAGAAAUUAUAUAGAAGUCAAAAGUUAAAAAGAUAGAGAAAAAAAAAACUUCUUAGCUAAUAAUAUUAAAUAGAGUAAUAAUAUAUUAUAAUCUCCUAGUUAAGUUUCUUUGAAAAAAUCGUAGACUCCAAGUGUACUUAAAGGGUAUUUUAAUUAUGUUCCGUCACUUGCGGGAGGAGAAGAAAAUGUUUCAGUUAUUUCAUCUAAAACAAAAUCUUUAAAAAGAGCUUAGACUGCUAAAAUUGUAAAUAAGAGGGAAUGA